This is a messenger RNA of Chelmon rostratus (copperband butterflyfish), 1844 nucleotides long. RefSeq names its product steroid 5 alpha-reductase 3 (gene srd5a3). The record is from RefSeq and is a predicted model, not a curated record. The coding region runs from base 27 to 1052 and encodes 341 amino acids. Gene Ontology annotation, molecular function: 3-oxo-5-alpha-steroid 4-dehydrogenase activity. The transcript is spliced from 4 exons. Gene Ontology annotation, biological process: polyprenol catabolic process; dolichol-linked oligosaccharide biosynthetic process. NCBI's taxonomy places the organism in Eukaryota, Metazoa, Chordata, Actinopteri, Chaetodontiformes, Chaetodontidae. Gene Ontology annotation, cellular component: endoplasmic reticulum.
GUCCACAACCGGCGGAGCGGAAGACAAUGUGGAGCACAGUCAACUUGGGCGUUGCUGAUGUUUUGUGGGCUCUUCUGGCUUUAAGUUUCCUUGUAGCCUUCUGCGCGCACAAAAUCUCAACAUACCUGCCGAGAAAAUACGAAACAUGCCGCUUUUACGUGUUAUUUCAGGAUCUUAUUCGGUACGGAAAAACUAAACAAAACCUCAAACGGGACGAGUGGCUGCGUGUGUUUGACGUCCCAAAAAGGUGGUUCUGGCACUUCUAUGCCGUCUCUGUUGGCUGGAACGGUCUUCUUCUUGGCCUGUACGUGAACGUCACGUUUCGGAAUCAGUCAUACCCAUCAUGGCUGACUGGAAUAUUAGACAUUUUGACAGAUGUACCUAACCCUGACAGUCAAGGUAGGCUGACAGUCGAGCACUGUGUUGAACUUGUGUCCUCCUGUUUGAUUCAUCCUGGUGCUGUGUUCAUACUGUCUGUAGUCCCACAGCUGUCGACUCUGCUGGUGCAGCUGCUGCUCUGCCUCCACUCCCUCAGGAGGCUGCUGGAGUGCCUGCUUGUCAGCGUUUUCUCUGAUGGAGCUAUACAUUUGGUGCAGUAUGUGUUCGGUCUGGGGUACUAUGUCGUACUGGGGUUGACGGUGCUCUGCGCAGAUCGUCUGGGAAAAGGGACUGGAACCCUCUUCUCUCAGCUGGACUGGUUUCAUGUGUCAGGAACCGCACUUUUCAUUGGGGCCUCACUCUUGCAGCAUCAAUCCAUGGUCCUGCUGGCCAGGCUUCGCACUGGGAAGUCAGGAGCAGUGGAGACGCUGGCUCACAGAGUUCCAAAGGGAGGCUGGUUCGAGCUGGUGUCGUGCCCGCAUUACUUUGCUGAACUGCUGAUCUACAUCUCACUGAGCUUACUGUUUGGUGGCCUGUCUCUCACCUGGUGGCUUGUUGUCUUUUAUGUGCUCUUCAACCAGGCACUGGCAGCACAGCUUUGCCACGACCUUUAUAUUAUCAAAUAUGAGUCAUACCCGAGGCAUAGAAAAGCAUUUAUACCAUUUGUGCUGUGAAUAGUUUGUGUUUCCGUUCCUUAUUGGGAUCUGAAGGUGUAGGACUAAAAGUCACCUCUCUCAGAGCAUUGAUUGACAAGGUGCUCCUGACGAAGGAAAGCUGCUCAGCCAACCGUUGAAUCUAGCUGACAGCUCCCAGGUAUGAAUGUGAGGCAUGACAGUGUUGCAGAAACAUUCUUCCAAAGCAAAAGUCUCUCCAGGUGAGAGGUGAGCUGUUUCUUAGAAAUUGAUGUGAAGAGGAAUGUCACACCACAAAUCCCUUCUUCAUUACAAGAUCUUAUUUUUGUUAUAAUAAGGUACAUUCAUUUAAUCAUGACACAUUUUUCUUAUUACAAUACACAAAUGUAUCUCAUUAUAAGUCCUAAGAGAAGUUAUGUUAAAUAAGGAUGUUUCAAAUGUUAUUUAAGAAACAAAAAGAUCCCUUCCAAAUUUUGGAGGGUUUUUUUUGUUUGUUGGAGGAGUCAGGCAAAUUGAGGCUUUGACUGAUUUUUUUUUUUUAUUGCAUCAUAUAAAAUAAACUCUUACAGCACACCAGGGUAUCUUGUACAACAAGAGUUUUUUGUUAAAAUGAAUGGGUAUGUUGUAAUAACAAAUGCCGAAAGUAUAUUAUGAGACACAAGUCACUUAAUUUCAGCAAAAAAAGUCUCAAAAUGAGAAACUUUUUUCUCAUGGUGUCAAGAGCCUGCUGUUGUACAAACAUGAAGAUGUUUUUUAAUGCUACAUAUUAGUUUGAGCUACAAAAUAAAAUCAAGUUUUAUGUUUAAGCCAAUAAAAAGAAAAUUGAGCACAGGA